Leptinotarsa decemlineata (Colorado potato beetle) is the source of this 2085-nucleotide messenger RNA. It is a transcript of the gene mtDNA-helicase, whose product is annotated as mitochondrial DNA helicase. The record is from RefSeq and is a predicted model, not a curated record. Gene Ontology annotation, biological process: mitochondrial DNA replication. Gene Ontology annotation, molecular function: 5'-3' DNA helicase activity; single-stranded DNA binding; ATP binding. Lineage: Eukaryota; Metazoa; Arthropoda; Insecta; Coleoptera; Chrysomelidae. Gene Ontology annotation, cellular component: mitochondrion.
CGAUACCAACUUCCUGAUUCAAUAAAAAGAAGAAGAGACAUACGAGUAGUCGAACACGAGCGUAAAGCAUGAACAUGGAUUGUGGUUAUGGCUAUAAUGUUUUAAAUUAUGAACGUACUAAAAUGUUUGAAAUUUAAUUUGAAAUUCCUGAGAAACAAGACGUUCAUCAAUAAACAUGCAUUGAAAAACACGUUGAGAAAAUUUAACGACGUUGCUACGGACGAUAUACCAGAAGUAUCAACGGUUUCCAUCAAGAAAGCUUUGAAAUUCAACGGAGUCAGUUAUGAAGAUGGUUACACCUGUUUCAUUGCGUCUUGCACGUUAUGCCAUAAACAUGAUAAAACGGUGAAAUCGUCGAAACUUUACAUUAACAAAACCACUGGAAUGUUCAUGUGCUCUAAUUGCAAGAAAUCGGGACCAUGGACUACUUAUGAAUCAACGCUCAGUAUUAAAAAAAGUAAAAAAGGCAGGUUAAAAGUCGAUGAGGAAACUAUUUCUGAAACGGAGAAACUCAGAAUAGCUCUCGAGGAAAUCAGAAAUUCUACAAAUGAAUUGAAAUUAUUGGAGGAAGAGCAAUUACAGUCUGUUUUGAAGAAAUUCAAGUUACCUGUGAUUUCAAACUCAACUUUUGAAUCUCUAGAUGUAAGGAUAGACGAGAAACAGACUUCUUUAUAUUUCCCACUGGAAAAUGUAGAAUCUGAAAUAGUGGGUUAUAGAAAAGUUCACAGUCGUUUAAAUGAGGAUAUUGUCAUUCCUGACCCUACGUACGGGGGUUUGCUAACUGGAAAAGCCCCUAAAAACAAAGAUUUAGCCAUUCUAGUGCCCAACGUCUCUGACUUCCUCGUGCUUGUCAAUUCCAAAGUUAAUGCCAAUAUUGUCUGUUUACCUAAUGGAGUAAAUAAUUUAUCGCAGUAUGUCUUGCCCAGUUUGGAGAGGUUCAAAAAGUUGGUUCUGUGGUUUGCGUCGGACACCAAAUCUUGGCAAGCCACUCGGUCUUUUGUGAAGAAGCUGGGUGAAAAACGAUGUCAACGUGUGAGACCAGCCGAUAAAUACCAGCUUCCGCAUUUAAAUACUAACCAAGAUUUCAAAACUAUCAUCAACACAGCUCAGCCGUUAUGGCAUAAAUCCAUCACCACUUUUGCUUCAUUGAGAGCAGACGUUCUUUCAGAUCUCCAAAAUAUUGAUAAGGUUCAAGGUGUGAAAUGGAAGCGUUUUCCAGCACUGAAUAAAUCUCUGAAGGGCCACAGAAGCGGCGAACUGACUGUGUUAACGGGCCCCACGGGUAGCGGGAAGACUACAUUCAUCAGUGAAUAUUCCUUAGAUCUGGCGAUGCAAGGGGUCAAUACUCUGUGGGGUAGCUUCGAAAUCAGGAAUGCUAGACUGGCCAAGACCAUGUUGCAGCAGUUGUCGGGAAUCCCUCUAGACCAGAACUUGAACUUAUUCGACAUUUGGGCUGACGAAUUUGAGAAGUUACCCAUCUAUUUCAUGACGUUCCAUGGUCACCAGAGCAUCAAAGUCGUGAUGGAGGCGGUAGAACAUGCCACAUAUGUGUACGACAUCUCGCACGUGAUCAUCGACAAUCUGCAGUUCAUGAUGGGCACUUCGGAGGAGCAGAAAUACAUGGACCGGUUCUGGAAACAGGACGCGAUCAUCGGCGCGUUUCGAGAGUUCGCGACCAAGAAGAACUGUCACGUGACGCUCGUCAUCCAUCCGAGGAAGGAACGAGACGAUGAGGACCUGACGACGAGUUCGAUCUUUGGCGGAGCGAAAGCAUCCCAGGAAGCGGACAACAUACUGAUAAUACAAGACAAGAGGCUGACUGCUGUCAGAGGAAAAAAAUAUCUGCAGGUAGUGAAAAACAGAUAUAGCGGAGAUCUGGGAAUAAUGCCCUUAGAUUUCGACAAAAACAGUUUGAGUUAUCAGCAAAAAAAGGCCAAAGAGAAGAAAUCAGAAACCCAUCUAUCAGCAGAACAAACAUCAGAAUCUAAAGGUGAUAAUUCCGCAUCAAAUGUGUGAAUUCUGUAGUUAGUUUUUGUUGAUAUAUUAUAUUUUUUUACAUACCACUAUUAAAUUUGUUUCGCAUAA